This is a messenger RNA of Lacerta agilis (Sand lizard), 2169 nucleotides long. It is a transcript of the gene HDHD5, whose product is annotated as haloacid dehalogenase like hydrolase domain containing 5. The transcript is spliced from 8 exons. Gene Ontology annotation, cellular component: mitochondrion. The record is from RefSeq and is a predicted model, not a curated record. NCBI's taxonomy places the organism in Eukaryota, Metazoa, Chordata, Lepidosauria, Squamata, Lacertidae. Bases 44 to 1357 code for a protein of 437 amino acids. Gene Ontology annotation, biological process: glycerophospholipid biosynthetic process.
GAUUGGAGGAGGCGCAGCAGCCGGAGCAGGCGUCGGCGGGCGGAUGGCUGUGUGCUGCUCGCUCCAUGUGAGCAGAGCGGCGCUGAGGGGAUGGCUGCCUGCGGCGCGGAGGGGCGCCGCCAGCCGCCCCUGCAGGAGCAGCAGCCAAGGCCGUCCCGUGGGGAGAACCUGCGGGGCGCGGCAGACAACUUCUCCCUCCUUUGGGUUCCUCUUUGAUAUUGAUGGAGUGCUUUUACGGGGCCGGCUAGUCAUUCCUGCUGCUAAGAAGGCCUUCCAGAAACUAACAGAUUCAAAAGGUCGGUUCCAUGUGCCGGUUGCAUUUGUAACCAAUGCUGGAAACUGCUCUCGGAACAGCAAGGCUGAGGAACUGUCUGAUGCACUUGGAUUUAAGGUUUCUCCCGAAUGGGUGAUCCUGUCCCACAGUCCUCUGCGUCUUUUCCAUCAAUUCCAUGACAAAUGUGUGCUUGUGUGUGGUCAGGGUCCUGUGGAGGAAAAUGCCAGGGACCUGGGAUUCCAUCACGUUGUUACCAUUGAAGAUGUGAGGAAGGCAUUUCCCUUGCUGGAUAUGGUUGAUCAAAGUCGGAGGCCAAAAGAGCUGCCUCCUCCACCUGUUGACUUCCCCAUCAUAGAAGCUGUGAUUCUGUUUGGGGAGCCAGUCAGGUGGGAGACCUGCCUGCAACUGAUCAUUGAUGUACUCCUGAGCAAUGGGAACCUAGGGGUAGAGCUGACUUCUGCGCCAUACCCACAUCUACCUAUCCUCGCCUGCAACAUGGAUCUUUUGUGGAUGGCAGAAGCCAAGAUGCCAAGAUUUGGCCAUGGAACCUUUCUUGUGUGCUUGGAGAACAUCUACAAGAAAAUGACUGGCAAGGAGCUGAAGUAUGAGGCCUUGAUAGGCAAGCCCAGCACUGUCACCUACCGCUAUGCUGAACAUGUGAUCAAGCAGCAGAUGGAGAGUUGGGGCUGGACAUCCCCUCUCCGCCAGCUGUAUGCUAUUGGAGACAACCCAAUGGCUGACAUUUAUGGUGCAAACCUCUACAACCGUUACCUCCAGGCUCAGGCUGAAGUAAGUGUUACUGCAAUGGCAGCAGAGAGCGAGGAACAUGUUGAGAUGCAAAGAGAUCACAGUGUGUCCAUCACCUCUGCAGAGAGCUGCCAGUCCAUACUGGUCUGCACUGGGGUCUACAAUCCCCAGGGAGAUGUGCCUGCUGAUCACAACGAGAACAUGUUGGAGACUGUGUUCCAUGGGCACCGGGACUUCCAUUUUGAUCCAACCUUGGUGGAGGCCUCUCACGUUGUGCAAGAUGUGAAUGAUGCUGUGGAGCUUGUCUUUGAGAAGGAGAACUGGAAACUGGAAUGAUAAGUCCAGUGUUGCCAGCAUCUCACCUGGGGGCAGAAGGGCAGAUCUGAGCACUGUCUUGUUCAACCCAUGCCAAAGUAAAGGAAAGUUCUCCCAACUUUUUUUUUUGGUAGGGAUUGCACCAUUCUCCCAAAUCUUUGUCGAUAUGGGCCUCUAGCACAUUUGCCAACUUGAAAUUCUGCAUUGUUGCUAAAAUGAGCAUGGCCACAGAGCAGUCUUUGCCAACAAGGGUGCCACCCAGAUGUUCUGAAAUAACAGUUUCCAUCACUGCUGACCAUUGGCUGUGCUGGCUGGGGCUGGUGGAAGUUGUAGUCCAAAACAUCUGGAAAGGACAGCUUAGGAAAGGCUGCCAUGGAGAAGGCUGAAAGGGUCACUAACUUGCCCCACCCGUUUCACAUCUGUGCAGCUUCCAUGCUCUUUCCUAUAUCUACAACUGCUGUGUAAUCCCAAUUUUGUGGUGAAAUGGGCUCCUCUGCCAAAGGCCAGUGUGUCUUAAAUAUCUCCACCCAAUCCUAUCUAAUUAAUUGUGACCCAGCAUCAUGAGGUCUGCUACGGUUUUUGGCUCUUGCUUAUGUUCCAGAUGCGCCUGAAGGUGCUUGAAAAGUUCAAAAUAUUAAAUCUGUGUCUGAGUUGAUUUUUGGCACAUGAUAUGCCUGGAGGAAUAGACCCUCUUGCCAGAGCAGGAAAGCUGCUUUGUUAAAUACAAAAUAGAAGCAGAAUAGUUGCAGUACUGACUAAAUCUCACUCUCCUGGCUAUUUCACAACUUCUUUGACUAGUUGUUCCUGAAAUAUAAAUAUUUACUUAGGCACUA